AUGGCAUCGACAAACAGAGGCAUUAAGACGUAUCAUGUCGUUCCCCGCUUCGACAUGGCAGCCGAAGGCGGGCCGCUGUUCCUUGGCGCAGUCUUUCGAAACCUCGAGUUCCGACGACCUGCUCUGAAUCGCCUGCAUCCCGUCAAGGUCCGCGACGAGCUCAAGUACCCGUCUGUCCCGCAGACUGGAUUCCGAGAGACUCGGUCUAGGAUCCGCGAGGGCAAAUUUGAAGCAUGGGUCAAAACCCUCACUGAGCACAUCGGCGGGUCAGCUGCCGUAUCUGGUUCCAGCGACAACGAAAACACGGUUGCCUGCGAGGAGAUAGUUACGACUUACUUCGACCCCGACGACAAGUAUCUCAGCGAGAGUUUGGCAGUCGAGCCAAUUCAAGAGUAUCUCAAAGGUUCCCGGGGAUGGACCGCUGAGCUCUACAUGAUCACCGGGCUCAAGGUGGCCAACAAGCUGGAAUACAACAAGUCCAACGCAUCAAAGGGAGAGGUUUCAGGUCAUGUUGCCGCCAAAGAUCCCCAAACUGGAAUUGGGGGAGGUAUCGGUGCCCACGUUGGGGAAGAGAGCAAGCAUGACCUCGGGUUUGCUGUUGCUGAUGUUGUGGUCGGGUACAGGGUGAAUAAGUACCGUUGUGUUCGGCGACUGAACCCUAGCCGUAAAGACAGGAAGAUCAAGGACGACGGGCUUCUCGAAGGCGAGAUGAUGAGUGACGCGGAGGUCAAGGCUGAACAGCCAGACGUGCAGUUUGAAGAGCUGCCCAUUCCAGAGGAAGCUAUUGGUCCAGACGAGGUCUUAGAUGGAGGCGUCGGUGAACGUUGGGUCGUUAACAUCUAG
Messenger RNA from Fusarium keratoplasticum, 843 nucleotides. RefSeq lists its product as uncharacterized. Bases 1 to 843 code for a protein of 280 amino acids. The transcript has a single exon. NCBI's taxonomy places the organism in Eukaryota, Fungi, Ascomycota, Sordariomycetes, Hypocreales, Nectriaceae. The record is from RefSeq and is a predicted model, not a curated record.